CCCCGCCGGCCCCGGGGCAGCAUGGAGGAGCGGGAGCUGCAGGAGCGCGAGUUCUUCUCGUGGGAGGAGUUCAGCGGCUUCUUCGACGCCUGGUGCGAGCAGCGCAAGGUGCUCUUCUUCGUCAAAAACUCGGUGCCGCUCAGCAAGUGCAAGUGGGCCGCCGCCCCGCCCCUGCCCGCCGUGGUCGACGCCCUCAAGUACAGCUCCGUCAGGCUCGUCUGCAAGGACGUGCGCGGACCCGCCAAGGCGGCCGGACGCGCCCCCCAGAAGGGCUGCACGGCCUCCAUCGUCCUCAAGAUGAGCCCCCGGCGGGACCGCCUCAUCGUCACCGAGUGCCAGCUGGCCCACAACCACGCCCUGUGCCCCAUCGAGUUCGCCUACUACUUCCGCAAGGGCUACCUCCUGGCCAACUCCUGCCUACCCGUCCGCACCACCAACAAGAUCUCCAAGCAGUUCGUGGCCCCGGCCGACGUCCGCCGCCUCCUGUCCUACUGCAAGAGCCGGGCCCACGGGGUCCUCGACGCCCUGCGGGUGCUGGAGUGGCUCUUCGCCGGGGACCCCGGGGCCAAGGUCAAGCUGGUCUUCGUGGAGGAUCAGGUGAUCGUGAAGACGGUCUUCUUCCUGACCUCGGCCAUGAUGGCCCUGCUGCGGCGGUACCCGCUCAUGCUCUUCUUCGACCGCAUGCUCGGCCUGAACGAGGAGCUGGACCUCUACACCGUCCUCUGCGUGGACGGCACCGGGCGCGGGCGCGAGGUGGCCUGCUGCCUGACCCAGAAGGCCACCCCGGACCUGCUGCGCUUCACUCUGGCCUCCCUGGUGCAGAGCGUGCCGGAGGUCAAGCCCCGCGUCCGCUGCGUCACGGUCGGCGUCGAGGUCGGCCCCCAGCUGGACGCGGUCCGCGAGCUGCUGCCCAACGCCCGCGUCCAGAUCUGCCGGGCCCAGGUCCUGGAGACGCUCUUCAGCAAGGCCCAGGAGCUGGGGGCCGGCGAGGACGGGCGGCUCUGGCCGCUGCUCUGCCGCCUGGCCGGGGCCCCCUCCCCGGCGGCCUACGGCCGGGCCCGCCGGGAGCUGGGGGCCUGCUGCCCCGCCGCCUUCGUCAGCUACUUCGAGCGGCGCUGGCAGCCGCGCUGCGAGAUGUGGGCCCGGUUCUGGGCCUUCGAGACGGCGCGCAACGUCAACGCCUGCGAGCUGGUCGGCCAGCACCGCCGCCGCCUCUUGGCCGGCCUCAGCCCCUCCCCCACCGUGGCCCAGUGCAUCCUGGACCUGGUGGCCCUGCAGCGGGAGGAGGAGGACGACGAGGAGGAGGAGGAGGAGGAGGAGGACGACGACGAGGACGAGGACGCCGACCAGCGGGAGGAGCCGGGCCGGGAUGACGGGGGCCAAACGGAGAGGGUCGGAUGGGAAACGGGGGUGACCGGAUGGGGGACGGCACCUCCUCUGGAGGUAGAGGUGGAACUGUCGCCCGGACGAGACACGGAAGACCCCGGCUGGGAGUCGGGGGCGGCGAGGGGGCGGCCGAGGGAGUCCGGACCGGAGGCCGGGACUCCCCCGGGGUCCGGGGACCCGCGGGCAUCCGGGAGGGGCGCGCCGGCGUCCCCGGAGGACUCUAGCCGGGGGGCGGGGGGAGCCAAAGGGCACGGAGGGACCGGGUCGGCACCCGGGCGGGAGACGGACCCCGCCGGGUGGGAGACGAAGAUGUCCAGGUGGGAGACGGGACGGGAGCCGGCGGCCUCCAGAUGGGGAUGGGAGGCUCCGGGGGCCUCCGGGAGGGAGGCCGGGGGGUCGGGCGGGGCGGAGGGCGAGGGGCCGGAGGUGGCCUGGUUCCGGGCGGCCUGCGGGGCGGAGGGGGCGGGGCUGGUGGCCGAGGAGCUGGGCUUCGCCCGGCAGCACGGGGCGCGGGGGUUCCGGGCCGCGGCGGGCGGCGGGUACGCGCUGUGGGACGGGGCCUCGGAGUUCCGGCUGGACGGAGCCCUGACGCGCUGCUCCUGCUCCAUCCACGCCACCCGCCACCUGCCCUGCCGCCACCUCUUCGCCGCCCGCAUCCUCACGGGUGCCGCCCUGGUGGACGUGGCGCUGCUGAGGGACAGCUGGGCCGGGGCAGACGGACCCUGAGGGGUCCCGGGCCCCGCCCGCCUUCCCUCGGCCCCCGGCGGUAGUCGUCUCCUCGGAGCAGAUCUGGGAUGUCGCCGGGGUCCGGGAGCUCCCGCAAGUCCGGAUCCUCAGAGCGCGGGCCGGCGCCCGGCGCGGGGAGGGGCCGGGAUGCUCCGUCCUUGGCUCUGGGGAGCGGUCGUGGGGCGUUGGCUGGGAGACUCGCAUCCCCGAGGUGGAGGCCGGGGCAGCCGGGGACCCGCGGCUCUCCGGCGGGCACGUGAGAAACGACCGGGCCCCCGGAGUUCCUGGGUCCUCGGCUUGACGGCCGGGGACCGUGGUUCCCGCGUGGGGCCGGUCGGGGAGGGAGGACGCCCGGGUCCCCGGCCGCUGGUCGGGACGGGAACUCGGGACCUCCGAAUGGAGGAGGACGGGCGCCGAACGGGAGAAAAGGAAGAUUGGAGCGGAGGGUGGGGGGGGGGGGGGAGAGCCGGACGACCGAAACCCCGAGUCCGUUCCCCCCGCCCUCAAUUCCCUUCGCUGACUCUGGAGAGCCUGCUGAGGCAGGACAGGGAAAGGGGAAUGGCUGAGGAGGAGGAGGACUCCGGGAAACCGAGUUGGCGAAGGGCCGAGGGGAACCCCGGCAUCCGGGCCCCUGGCAGCGGCGGAGGGUUACACCCCCCCCCCAGCUCGUCUGUAGAAGUGUCACAAGUGACCACAGCAAAUAAAAAUGUUUUAUUUUCGUUUCCA
Messenger RNA from Ornithorhynchus anatinus (platypus), 2838 nucleotides. It is a transcript of the gene ZSWIM9, whose product is annotated as zinc finger SWIM-type containing 9. NCBI's taxonomy places the organism in Eukaryota, Metazoa, Chordata, Mammalia, Monotremata, Ornithorhynchidae. The transcript is spliced from 2 exons. Bases 22 to 2112 code for a protein of 696 amino acids. The record is from RefSeq and is a predicted model, not a curated record. Gene Ontology annotation, molecular function: zinc ion binding.